Styela clava is the source of this 1066-nucleotide messenger RNA. RefSeq names its product troponin T, cardiac muscle-like. Gene Ontology annotation, cellular component: troponin complex. The record is from RefSeq and is a predicted model, not a curated record. Gene Ontology annotation, molecular function: tropomyosin binding. Gene Ontology annotation, biological process: muscle contraction; sarcomere organization; regulation of muscle contraction. NCBI's taxonomy places the organism in Eukaryota, Metazoa, Chordata, Ascidiacea, Stolidobranchia, Styelidae.
CUACUAUUAUAUCAUGCAGCAGUCUCCACACUGAGCCGCAAGCUUCAAAAUCGACCUUAGUUGCCGGUAACUUACGGAGGAUAGUCGCUUUGCAUUGAAUUUUACAAAAAAAACCAAAUCUCAAAAUGUCGGACAUCGAAGAAGAUCCAAUAACCGAGGAAGAAGCAUCACAAGAACAAUUGGAGCCACCCCAGAAGGCAGUACCAAGGCAUUCAUCAGCGUCUAUCACUCCACCCAAGUUACCAGAUGGCGAGAAAGUUGAUUUGGAUGAAAUUGCGCGCAAACGUCAUCAAAAAGAUCUCGAAGAAUUGCAGGGACUCAUCAAUGCACAUUUUGAGCAAAGAAGAGCCGAAGAAGAGGAAUUAGAAGAACUGAGAUUGAAAUUGGAGAAGAGGAAGGAAGAAAGAGCUGAAAGGUUGAGAAUCCGCCAAGAAAAGGAAAAAGAGCGUGUGGCGAAAGAAAGGGAAGAGAGAAAACAGAGAGAAGAAGAAGAAGAGAAAAAGAGACAAGAAGAGGAAGAAAAGAAGAAGCAAGCAAUCGCCAACAUGUCUCUUCAUUACGGUGGAUACCUGGCCAGAGCUGAGAAGAACAAACCAAAUAAGAGACAAACUGAGAGAGAGAAAAAGAAGAAAAUUCUUGCGGACAGGAAAAAACCACUCAACAUUGAGCAUCUCAGCACUGAUAAAUUACGAGACAAGGCCCAAGAACUGUGGGAAAGCUUAUAUGCAUUGGAAGAAGAAAAAAUUGAUGCGGAAUGGAGGAUAGAACGACAAAAAUAUGAUCUCAACCAGCUCCGCCAACGGGUAAACGAGUACAUGGGAAAAUACUCGAAAAACAAGAGCAAGGUGAAGAUCGCCGGACACAGCGGAGUCGCAAAAACAGCAAGUGCAUUCAAGCAGUGACGUCACUAAUUUGCCCUUUUUACUACUUACAAUAUAUGUUAACAACAUUGUUGUGUUUCCUAUGAUCAUAUGAUUCAUUAUAUUAUGUCCAACCACCCAGUACUUAUUUUUGGUUUGAAAUUUUCAACUCGUUUAUAAAUCGAAUAAAAUAAAGUAUACAAUUA